AUGAACAUACACACGAACACUAUUUCCCAGGCGGAGGCCAAGGGGCUCUAUGGCCCGGCUCGGGGCUGGCAUUGCCCCCGUGCUGCUGUGGGGCUGAGCCCGCGUCUCCCGCAGGCGCUGCAGCUGGGCACCGCGCUGGUGGGGUCGCCCACGCAGGACGGCGUCGUGUCCAUCCUCACCACGGCCGAGGGGGCGGACGAGCCCAGGAUGGUGCGGUUCCCGGUGCCCACCCCCGGCAGCCCCCUGAGCCCGGGGCAGCCUCGCUGGGCCAAUUACGUCAAGGGGGUGAUCCAGCACUACCGGGCCGGGCCCUUGCCAGGCUUCAACGCGGUGAUAGCCAGCGAUGUCCCCCUCGGCGGCGGCCUCUCCAGCUCGGCCUCGCUGGAAGUUGCCACUUACACCUUCCUCCAGCAGCUCUGCCCAGACGAUGGUGACUUGAAAGCCAAGGCUCUGACGUGCCAGAAAGCCGAGCACACGUUCGCUGGGAUGCCCUGCGGGAUCAUGGACCAGUUCAUAUCCGUGAUGGGCAAGGAAGGGCACGCGCUGCUCAUCGACUGCAGGUCCCUGGAGACCGUCCUGGUGCCGCUGAGCGACGCCAGCUUGGCCGUCCUCAUCACCAACUCCAACGUGCGGCACACGCUGACGGGCAGCGAGUACCCCAGCCGGCGGCGGCAGUGCGAGGAGGCCGCCGCGGCACUGGGCAAGGCCAGCCUGCGGGACGCCACCGUGGCCGAGCUGGAAGGUGGGUCCGGAGCAGGGUGAGCACGCAGAGCAGCGGCCAGCGCCGCGCUGGCCAGGCACGUCCUUGGGGAGAUCGAGCGCACGGCCCGGGCGGCGCAGGCGCUCCAGGCCAGGGACUACCGGACGUUUGGGAAACUGAUGGUGGAGAGCCACAACUCCCUCAGGGAUGACUACGAAGUCAGCUGCCCAGAGCUGGACGAGCUGGUAGCAGCAGCCUUGGAGGUGGACGGUGUUUACGGCAGCAGGAUGACCGGUGGAGGCUUCGGCGGCUGCACCGUGACCCUGCUGGAGGCCGGGGCUGCAGAGAGAGCCCAGCAGCACAUCAAGGCAAAAUACAGCGGCACAGCAACCUUCUACAUCACCAAGCCUUCCGACGGGGCGAAGGUGCUGCCCCUCUAGAGAGGCACCCACCUCUCCUGGGCUGGGAUCAUCUC
Messenger RNA from Tinamus guttatus (white-throated tinamou), 1175 nucleotides. The record is from RefSeq and is a predicted model, not a curated record. Lineage: Eukaryota; Metazoa; Chordata; Aves; Tinamiformes; Tinamidae.